GCGUCGUCAUUACCUAUUAGGGUUUUCCAAACUUUCUGAGUGUUAUCACGCCGUCCGUCUUCGUCUUCGUCUUCUAGAUUCGCAUUAGAAGAUCAUGGGUUUCGCUGCGAUUUGGAACUCUCAUCCCAAGAAGUACGGGCCUGGUUCCCGCACCUGCCGUGUGUGCGGAAAUUCGCAUGGGUUGAUCAGGAAGUAUGGUCUUAACUGCUGUAGACAGUGCUUCCGCAGCAACGCCAAGGAAAUUGGAUUCAUUAAGUACCGUUAAAGAAGAUCCGUGGUUGUUUGAGCAGGAAGAGUCAUUUGCGGUUUUAAGUUUUACUUUAAUCUUGUAAUGGAUCUUAUAAAUGUUUUUUUAGUUUCAACAAGGCAUUUAAGCUGUUGAACAUUUUAGCUUCCUUGUUUUAUCAAACAUCCUGAUUCUACUACCAUUUGAUUAUCAUAGUUUCUUUUGGA
This is a messenger RNA of Brassica napus (rape), 453 nucleotides long. RefSeq names its product 40S ribosomal protein S29-like. Gene Ontology annotation, molecular function: zinc ion binding; structural constituent of ribosome. Gene Ontology annotation, cellular component: ribosome; cytosolic small ribosomal subunit. NCBI's taxonomy places the organism in Eukaryota, Viridiplantae, Streptophyta, Magnoliopsida, Brassicales, Brassicaceae. Bases 95 to 265 code for a protein of 56 amino acids. Gene Ontology annotation, biological process: translation. The transcript is spliced from 3 exons. The record is from RefSeq and is a predicted model, not a curated record.